UCAGAGGUCAAACAUGGCGACGUGCACAGGGAGGGCGAGAGAGAUGACGGGGUUGUUACGAGUUUUCAGAAAUUUACUUAAGAGCGAACGAUUUCUCUCCACGUCUGUGUUGAGGCAUGCUGCGGCGUCAGAUGGACCACCAAAAUUCCUCCCUCCGACAAAACCUGUCAUCAUAGACAAAACACAGAGCGAGGCAUCACUGCGACGGUUUGUGAGUCCAGAGUUCAUCCCCCCUCGUCAGCGCAUUAAUCCUGUGAAGUUUUCCAUAGAACGGAAAGACAUGAUACAGAGGCGGAAAGUUCUGAACAUUCCAGAGUUUUAUGUUGGCAGUGUCUUAGCAGUAAGCAUGACUGACCCUCAUGCGAGUGGGAAACUGAAUCGCUUUGUUGGGAUCUGCAUUCAGCGCUCUGGAAAAGGACUGGGAGCUACUUUCAUCCUCAGGAAUGUGGUUGAUGGCCAAGGAGUGGAGUUAUGCUACGAGUUGUACAGUCCACGUCUGCAGCAGAUUGAGGUGUUGAAGCUGGAAAAGAGACUGGAUGACAAUCUCAUGUACUUGAGAGACGCGCAACCCGAGUACAGCACCUUUGACUUUGAUAUGAAACCUGUCCAUUUCGAGCUCACUGGAGAUGUUGCAAUCAGUUCAUUGAAAGUGAAAAUGAAGCCUAAGCCAUGGUCUAAACGGUGGGAACGUCCAAAGUUUAACAUUCAGGGGAUCCGCUUUGACUUAUGUUUGACCCCAGAGAAUAUGGAGCAUGCUCAGAAGUGGGCCAAACCUUGGAGGCAGUAUGAUAUGCUGCGGGAAUAUGACACGUCCAGUCUGGAGGAGCAGAUCCUACAGGAGGUACAAGGAAACCUCAGCAAGUGAGCAGUCCACAGAGAGAGUCUUUCUAAAGGGCUCUGGGGCAGAUAUGGUAACUGAGUGAGUCAGGAUGCUGAAAAGAUUUGAAUUUGAGAAGUGUUACAUUUAUUCAGUUUGGCUAUAGACUCAGCCACUCAACCACCCCAGUUCUGGUGUGUGCUUCAAAAUGGAUCCUGGAGAUGCAUUCAGAAGAGCAAACAUUAGUGCCUCGAAAAAUCUUUAUCAGUGGAACUUUUUGUGAGAAUGUGUGUUUGUGUAUUUUACACAGUGACAUGUACAUAAUGUUUAUCACCAGCUCAACAUCUUUGAAGCUAGUGCUUAUUUACAAAUAACCAUAUUCAAUUAAAAGUGGCCCAAUAAUGUAUUUGCUAUUAUUUAUCAUUAUCUCAUAUCUGUCUCAUCUUCAGUGUCUACAAUGGAGUGUCAUUUUUUAAGUUUAUGCAGUAUGCAAUAGAGGGCAGCAGAGAACACACAAAUGUGAAUAUCUGAGAAGUUGAUCAAAUAUCAUAAACGAUUAAAUCCUAAUUCCAUAUUUAAAAUAAUUAAUCAUAUUUAAGGUUCAUGUCUUCCAAUUUGCUAAGAAAUUAGAAGGGAAGUUAGUAAAAGUUGACGCCUUCUGUUGGAAUAAAAGUUUUUUUAAAAAGUGA
Messenger RNA from Myxocyprinus asiaticus (Chinese sucker), 1506 nucleotides. It is a transcript of the gene mrpl19, whose product is annotated as mitochondrial ribosomal protein L19. NCBI's taxonomy places the organism in Eukaryota, Metazoa, Chordata, Actinopteri, Cypriniformes, Catostomidae. The transcript has 6 exons. The record is from RefSeq and is a predicted model, not a curated record. Gene Ontology annotation, cellular component: ribosome; mitochondrial large ribosomal subunit. Gene Ontology annotation, biological process: translation. Gene Ontology annotation, molecular function: structural constituent of ribosome. Bases 14 to 865 code for a protein of 283 amino acids.